AGCUUUAAUGUUUGCCAUGCUGUGUGUCUGAAUGAAGUCUGUUUAAUGUGUUUUCUAAUCUUUUGUAACUGUGGACCGUCAUUUGUGGGCAACUUGCGAUGUCUUUAAUAAGAACUAUUCUGAAAUUGGUGGUAGUUGUUGGUUUUCUGUCGCUGACCGUUCAGUUUAUAAGACAUUGGAUGGCAAAUAAACAAUAUGUCUUUACGAAAGAAGAGGUUGCCAAGUUAGCCAAACAGUAUGCGGGUCAGGAUCAUGAGCAGGCCUUCUCUAAGGUGGUUGUGGAGCUGCGCAGGAGGUACCCAGGUCACAUCCUUCCUGACGAGGACCUGCAGUGGGUGUUUGUAAAUGCGGGUGGCUGGAUGGGCUCCAUGUGUCUCCUGCACGCCUCGCUCACUGAGUAUGUGCUGCUGUUCGGGACAGCGGUGGACACCGGUGGACAUUCAGGUCGUUACUGGGCAGAAAUAUCAGACACUAUAAUUUCCGGCACGUUCAGGCAAUGGAAAGAGGGGACGACUAAAAGCGAGACUUACUAUCCAGGAGACACUAUCGUUCACUCUGCGGGUGAAGCCACAUCAGUGCAGUGGAGCUCGGGCACGUGGAUGGUGGAGUACGGUCGAGGCUUCAUUCCCUCCACCCUGGGAUUCGCUCUGGCCGACACCAUCUUUAGCACACAGGACUUCCUGACGCUGUUUUAUACAGCACGUGUUUACGUUAAAGGCAUGAUUCUGGAAGCAAGCACUUUCCUGACUGAGAGCGGCGUCCUUUGAAAACACUAAACUCCACGUCACGUCCGGUCAGUAUUCGGUUAAGUUGACCUCAGAGGUUUGGAGAACCAGCUGAUGUAAUUACUUUUCCAAUUCUGAAAGUUUUAUUGUCCUGUCGUAAAGGGUUUUUUCUUAAGCAUAUUGAAAAUGUGUUUAAUGUCGGUGUUUGAACAUGGCAGGAUGUUUUAGCAGCUCAAUACUGUCCUGAAAUAAUUCUAACGAGGUAUGGGGGGAAAAACAAAAGCUAGUUUUGUGUAUUUCGAGAUCACAAUCUUUGCACCUUUAAUAUAAUGUGAAUAUUAAUUGUUGCUUUAUUUUUCAUAAAGAUACAUGUACUGUUUAAAACUGAUGUCUGUAUGUUCAGCUUGAAUAAAACCAUCAAUUACUGUU
Danio rerio (zebrafish) is the source of this 1154-nucleotide messenger RNA. RefSeq names its product sigma non-opioid intracellular receptor 1 (gene sigmar1). The record is from RefSeq and is marked provisional. Gene Ontology annotation, cellular component: nuclear envelope; cytoplasmic vesicle; nuclear inner membrane. NCBI's taxonomy places the organism in Eukaryota, Metazoa, Chordata, Actinopteri, Cypriniformes, Danionidae.